Molecule: messenger RNA, 2050 nt
Organism: Ailuropoda melanoleuca (giant panda)
Lineage: Eukaryota; Metazoa; Chordata; Mammalia; Carnivora; Ursidae
Gene: HIRIP3
Product: HIRA interacting protein 3
Exons: 7
Coding region: 72-1817 (581 amino acids)
Cellular component (GO): nucleus
Source: RefSeq, a predicted model, not a curated record
CUCCUGUCAAACGCGGUGACGGAGGCCGAAGAGAAAAAAAGGCGGGAGCCACCAAUCCUAGGUGGAGCAAAAUGGCGCGGGAGAACGAGAUGCAGGAGUUCAUCCGUGGCUUCUUCCGAGGCCGUCCGGACCUCAGCACGCUCACGCACUCCAUCGUGCGGCGGAGGUUCUUGGCUCACGCGGGCCGCGACCACCUGGAACCUGACGAGAAGCAGACGCUGAAGCGGCUGGUGGAGAAGGAGCUGCUGAAGGUGCAGGUGGAUGAAGCAGAAGCCAGGGAAGAGACGCUGGAUCUUGCCAAGAAGGCAAAGAGGCCUCCCACCCCCAGCAGUGACCCCGGGAGGAAAAGGUUCCGUUUCAAUUCGGAGUCAGAGCCCGGCUCUGCAGCCUCCAGUCCAGACUGCUUUGGCCCCCCAGCAAAGAAUGGGAUGGUGGCAGCAGAAGUCAGUCCAGCUGAGGAGGAGAGUACAAAGCGAGUCUCAAAGAAAGCAGUUGAGGAGAGCAGUGAUGAGGAAGAACAGCAGAGGGACCUGGCUGCAAAGACUGGAUUAGAGAAGGUGGAGGCCAAGGAGAGCAGUGAGGAGGAGGAAGAGGGCUCUGCCAGAACAAGUAAGGUCUCAAAGGAAGAGAGCAGUGAGGAAGAUGAGGAAGAGGAGGAGGAGUCUAAAGGCAGGAUUAGGAAGGAACCUCUGACAAGGAAUAAGCAGGCACCAGGGAAAACCUCAGCCAGUAGGAAGCAGGCCAGGGAGGAGAGUGAGGACAGUGAGGAGGAACCUAUCCAGAGGACAAGAAAGAAGGCAGAGGGAAAGAAAGGAGCUAAAAGCCACCAGGAAAGUGAAAAGGACAGUGAGGAGGAGGACACCCUAGCCAAAAAGAAAGAUAACAGAGAGGAAGAGGAGAAUUGGAAAGCUGGAGCCUGGGGCAAUGGAGGGAAAAAGUCAGCUUGGGAGGAGAGGAGCUGUAAGCAGAAAAGCAGGGCAGCAAGACUGCUGGGAGACUCGGGGGACAGAGAGGAAGAAAAGGAAAAAGCAAGAGCAGGCAGUGGGGAUAACAGCGGGGAAGACGAAGAGCCCCUGGUGCAGAGGAAGAGAAAGGACAGGACCCCACAGAAGGGUGGGAAAAGGCAGAGUGGAAGCAGUGAGGAUGAGGAAGACAGCUGGAAAAAGGUGAAACCAACUACUGAAGGCACUGGAAAGACCGCCAAAGUGGGCAGUAUCAGUGAUAAGGCAAGCGACUCGGAGAGGGAGGUGAGCGACAGUGAAGCAGGGGGAAGCCCUAAGGGGGAGAGGGAGAACCACUCUUUCAAGAAGAGCUCCAGGAAAGGCAGGACACGAAGCUCCUCCUCCUCUUCCACAGAUGGCAGUCCGGAACCCAAAGGCAGGAAGGCUGGCUCUGGUCGCCGCGGUGAGGACCACCCAGCUGUGAUGAGGCUAAAGCGUUACAUUCGGGCCUGUGGUGCCCAUCGCAACUACAAGAAGCUGCUGGGCCCCUGCCGCUCACACAAGGAGCGCCUCAGUGUCCUCCGGGCAGAACUGGAAGCCCUGGGCAUGAAGGGUAACCCUUCCUUAGAGAAGUGCCGGGCCCUGAAGGAGCAGCGGGAGGAGGCGGCCGAGGUGGCCUCCCUGGACGUUACCAACAUCAUCAGUGGUUCAGGCCGGCCUCGAAGACGCACGGCUUGGAACCCUUCAGGUGAAGCAGACCCCCCAGGGGAGCUAUACCGCCGGACUUUGGGCUCAGAGGAUGAGCAGCCCCGUGCCCCACCCCCAGACUGGUCACAUAUGCGUGGCAUCAUUAGCAGUGAUGGAGAGAGUAACUGAGCUCCUGCCCUUCCCCAGGCGGCUUUCCACAUGCAGAAAGCAGAUACAGCACCCACAGCCCCCAUUCCAAUCUGUGCCUGCAGAGCAGAAGCAGCUUUCUUCCAAGAAGACUUUGCACCCCCCAGGGACACAAGUUGUUCGGAUUCUAUUAUUUCUCACGUUCUCAGUUUAAGGUGUUUACAGGGGUUUAUUUUUUAAGACUCAAUAAAGGAGUUUGAAUCACCUCAUCAAAA